AUGGGAAAAUACAUAAAGAAGUCAAAGCUCGCCGGAGAUGUUUCCACCAAGGACAUCUCUCACCCAAUCACUCUCGGUUUCCGCACCAGAGCCGCCAAAAACCUCGCCCUGCAGCGUCUCCGAUCUCAUUCCGCCGCGCCGUCCGACGACGCAGACUCCUUUCGCUACCUCCAGCUCCGGAACCGCCGCCUCGUCAAGCUUCAAUUUCUGGCGGAUACGGGGAAACAGCAAAAGCAACAGCUUGUACAAAGUGAAAUGAGAAGCCCUAGGGCUAAAUUUGGUCCUCCGGCGGAGAAAUCUGAGCCGGAGAUGACGGCUCUGGUCACGGAGAAGGAACAAAAUCUUGGUGAUAACGAUGAGAUAUCUGGGUCUGAUUGUAAUUAUGGAGAGAAAGGUUUCGAUUUCGAAUCAGGAGACAGAGAAACCGCGCAUUGUAGCUUGAGAAGAGACUCAGAAGCUAUACAAAGUAUUCCUUCGUCUCGUGAGAUUGAAGACUUCUUUGCAUUCGCAGAGCAGCAACAACAGAGACUCUUCAUUGAAAAGUAUAACUUUGACAUUGUGUCGGAAAAUCCACUGCCGGGACGUUACGAAUGGGUCAAAGUGGCGCCAUGA
This is a messenger RNA of Microthlaspi erraticum, 612 nucleotides long. The record is from the annotation of a GenBank genome assembly. Lineage: Eukaryota; Viridiplantae; Streptophyta; Magnoliopsida; Brassicales; Brassicaceae.